Oppiella nova is the source of this 1245-nucleotide messenger RNA. The record is from the annotation of a GenBank genome assembly. NCBI's taxonomy places the organism in Eukaryota, Metazoa, Arthropoda, Arachnida, Sarcoptiformes, Oppiidae.
AUGGGCGGUUUCGGCGAUUUGUUGGCCUCACUGCAGGACAACCCGUACUUCGGCGCCGGCUUCGGGUUAGUCGGUGUGACGGCCGGACUGGCCAUCGCUCGCAAAGGCCUCCAGCAGUCGGUUCACGUGCUCCAGAGGUAUGCCUUAACGACGUGCGAAGUGAACAGCAAAGACAAGUCCUAUCAGUGGCUGCUCGCGUGGAUCGCCCGCCAGUCGACACGUGCCCAACACGUGGCCGUCAGCACGGAGUUCGUGGAGGACGGCGCCGGACGCGUGACCUCCCGCUUCGGCUUUCAUCCGGCGCCUGGAGUCCACUUCUUCCGCUUCAACGGCCGCUGGUUUAAGUGCGACCGACGCCGGGAACAGAUGGACGCCUUGGCGGGCGUGCCCUACGAGUUGGUGACGCUGACGACCCCCGGGAGGGAUAAGUCGGUGUUCAUCGACAUACUGGCGGAGGCCAGGGAUGUAGCGCUGGCCGACUGCGCCGACAAGACGGCCACAUAUAUAGCGUACGGACACGAGUGGCGACCGUUCGGCCACUCGAGGCCUAAGCGACCGCUAGAGUCGGUGAUACUGGCGGACGGUUUGAUGGAAAGGGUGACCGAAGAUCUGCACGCCUUCGUCACGUCCGGCAAGUGGUACCACGAGAGGGGCAUUCCCUACCGGCGCGGGUACCUGUUCUACGGCCCUCCCGGCACCGGCAAGUCGUCGCUCAUCUUCUCGUUGUCCGGUCUCUUGAAUUACUCGAUAUGUGUGUUGAAUGUCUCGGACCCGGCGCUCACCGACGACCGACUCACUCAACUGCUCAACACUGCGCCCAAAGACGCCGUUGUGUUACUCGAAGACAUCGACGCGGCGGUCGUGUCGAGGAGUGCCGGCCCUCUCGACGCCGUCCGAUACGACGGCCUCACGCGAGUCACGUACUCCGGGCUCUUGAACGCGUUGGACGGUGUGGUCAGUAGUGACGCCCGCAUUGUCAUGAUGACCACCAAUCGGGUGGAGGUGUUGGACAGCGCGCUCACCCGUCCCGGACGGGUAGACGUGAGAGUGCUUAUAGACAACGCCUCUGACAGUCAGAUAAGGCGUGCAUUCAAUCGCUUUUAUCCGCUUAAUAGUGAAUCGACUGAACAGUUCGUACGGCACGUGAGGUCUGAUCCCAACCCGGUAUCGAUGGCCAGAAUUCAGGCCCACUUUCUGCUGUACAGAGACAAUGCGUUACAGGCUUUGAGGCAUAAAGUGCUGUGA